UUAUUUUGUUUCAUCCAACAAAAACAAAACCGAACGCAAUGAAAACGUACGACUUUUGCGCGGAUAUGAGUUUAAUACGUCACUACGUAUUUAUGCUUAUACAUGAUGCACGCAGUGUUUGCAGUCGAUUCCGUAACUCGUAUACAUGUAAUUUAGAUGCAAUUUAAAAAUACACACGUACAUCUGAUAUACUUACACUCGGAAAAUUAAAUUAGUCUUAUUGUUUUUUAUUUUUUCUCCUAUUUUUAUUUAUCUUCGGUUCUUUUGGUCUCGGUUCAAAUUUGCGUUUAAGAACGCACGUGAGUAUAUCGUUAUUAUAUAAACACAAUAAACGUCAGGGAAUCGGACAAUAUUCUGUCAAAAGCAAUUGCGGAAUCAAAAUCCAAUUUCAACGGUAACGGUACCAGACGCUUAUCAUCCCCUUGAAAAGUCGUCAUGCGUUUUAUACACUAAUGCAACAAAAAAGGUAUUUUCGGGAACAACAGGCGUUUUUGGCUCGCGCCACCGGCUACGCCACUCUCGGCAAUGCAGGACGGAACGUAACUCUAGUGAAACGACAACAGCGUCCGCGUCUACUUGUUGAUUUUAUCUACCACCUGCAGCACAAAACUGUUAUUAGUGUUACCAUCAUCAGUACCGUUAUUACUAAAAUUUUUUUUUUUGUUGUUUUCACUUUCGAAAAAUCUAAUACGACGCAUUUCGAACAACGCAAGAAUAUCCGGCACGACAUAAUUGGUUAGCUGAAAAAUUACAGGGAGUUUCUUGCAUUGCUAUAAAAAUAAAUUUCAGACUGCGGUAAAGAAGCGUAAUCAAAUUGCAAAAUGCACAACUUAGCCCAUAACGUUCCCGUGUUAAACUCUCCUUCGUCAUUUGUGUAUAAUCAAUUUGGAUCUUAUGGAACAACUUAUAAUCAAUCCUCGCUAUUAGCAUCGAUCCAACCGCCGCCAACAGCCACGUACAUCAACUCGAUGGUAACCGCUCAAACAAUUACAACACCGGUCGUUUCCUCAGCCAACUGCAACGCUCAGGUCGUGGGCAAUCGCAAUAUUUUGUCUACUCUACCGUCACAGAUGUUUUCGAUCGACAACCAUCCGAACACCUCGACCAGAGAACAACAUUCGACCACCACGACUACCAAUCCUAUAGUGUACAUCAACGCGUCCAUGCAGCAACAAUCUUUCUCCACACCAGAGUCACUUCACUUAUCAAUACCAGCUCAUCAAAACAGACUAAUUGCAUCUAACAGACAACCAACUACGUUUAAUAAUCUUUCAACGCUACACAGUAUAGUUCCUUACCAAGCGAUUUUUAAUCAAUUCUCCACGGCAAUUCCAAAUGUUACACGACACAAUAUUACUUUUGGUCCAGAAGGCAGUAAUCUAUUUAUUUAUCAUUUACCGCAAGAAUUCAGUGAUAACGAACUCACUCAUAUGUUUAUGCCAUUCGGUCAAGUGCUAAGCUCAAAAGUAUACAUAGAUAGAGAAACUAAUCAGAGUAAAUGUUUCGGUUUUGUAUCAUUCGAUACCAACAAGUGCGCAAACCGCCAUUCAGGUAAUGAAUGGUUUUCAGAUCGGCAUGAAGAGAUUAAAAGUGCAAUUAAAACGUCCAAAGAAAAAAAUGUCAAGUAGAAUUUAUUUUCAAACGUAAUCUAGUGGUAUAAUCUAAAAGUACCAAUCUGAUUUUGCAUAUUACUUAAUAUUAAAUAUUCCACUGUAUACUAUAUAAUUUAAAAAGUUAUAAUAUAAGUCUAUUCAAUAAGGAAAAAUCAGCUAUUCCAAGUCAAGUUUGACAGCAAAAGUAAUUGAAACAUUAACUUCGACAGAUUUAUUAAUUUAUAAACAGAAAUUCAACGUAUUUACUUUUUACAGCUAUUACUGGCAACAACAUUUUAAUUUCAUCAUUUUUGUAACUAUAAGUACUGAAUAAAAAACGUUCA
Sipha flava (yellow sugarcane aphid) is the source of this 1936-nucleotide messenger RNA. Its product is annotated as CUGBP Elav-like family member 3-B. Gene Ontology annotation, molecular function: RNA binding. The record is from RefSeq and is a predicted model, not a curated record. Lineage: Eukaryota; Metazoa; Arthropoda; Insecta; Hemiptera; Aphididae.